AAAGUUGAAACAUGGACGCAUUCUGCCGAUAGGCUUUCCAGUAAUAUAACUUACCGGGGAUGUGCUUGAUCUGCACCCGUAAAGGUCGACCAACUCCGCGACACAAUACGCCACAAUAUUGCGACACCGCCUGUCCUCCUGCCAUAUAUUCUGAAAUGUAUGUGGCACCCAGAUGUUAUCGAUCACAUACCCCACUCAUCAAGAUACAAGGCUGCCGAACCAUGUCGAGAGCGUCAUCAUCCAGUCGCCUUAGCAAAGCCGACGAAUUGUGGGACGAGAAGGACUUUAUUACACCCGACCAGGACCGUACUCCCCAUGUCUCUGCGUUCAAGAAGCCACUAUGGUCUGAUGAGUCAGAAACAGACUCUACAAGGUCUAUAGGGUCUAUAGAGUCAAAGCGUUCGUCCAUUGAGGAAGGAAUCGAUGCCAUAGAAAACUAUGCACAUCGGGCGUUGAGGAAAUCUAGUAAAGCGCUUAAACGGUCUUCCUCGUCGCUCCUGUCAUUCCUUGCACACAGAGAGGGUUCCGAAUGGGUAAAUGCCAAGGAUGGGAUCUCAGAUUUGGGAGAGGACGAUGCGAAUGCAGUUCAGCAAGCACUCGAUGCUGCUAAUGCCAACUGCCCCGAUGGGAAGCUCUAUUUCAGAAAGGUACCUGAAACCGAAGGUGGGGAGCAAUACUAUUGGCAGGUCAAGUUCGAUCACAAGCAUCGCUCAUGUUUCGAGACUGCUAAGACCCUUGAAGAAGCAGCAAAAAAGGCCAAGAGUUUCCUUGACUAUAGAGAGCCGGGAGAACUCGACGACAGGUUCCACAACCUGUCCGAAUAUCUCAACAACGACAGGCGCUACAAUGGUGCUAUUAUACUAUUCAAGGAAGGAAAGUCGAAGGACUACUACCCUUGGAAAGUUCGAGUCCAUCAUGAUAAACGCGGUUUCGCCAAACGCGCGGAAUCUCUGGAACAAGCGAUCCGUGCGAUGGAGGAGCACGUCACGUUCGAAGAAGCGACGCCGGAAACACAAAAAGGCGAUGUUUGGAAUAAGAUUUUCUCUGCUAUGAAGAAACAUCGUAAAAUGAAAGUAUUCUUUAAAGAAGUGACUGAAGAUGGACCUAACGAAGAGCAGCAGAUGUCUUGCCAUGUCAAAGUCGAUCAUCCGAUUCAAGGAAUCCAAUUCGAGAAGAAGGCUAACACGAUCGAUGAAGCUGCCAACGAUGUACUCAAGUACUUGGAAGCGAAGCAAAAGGACAAGGCAGCAAAUCGCAAGCAGAAGCAGGAUUAGCGAGAUGGGCCGCCUGGUAAAUAUAGAAAAAAUAGGGAAUUUGCUUCGCUAUAAUUCAUUUUGGCUAUAUUAUUGUGUUGCUUACGUGUGUAAUGAAAAUGGAGAUCG
Messenger RNA from Fomitiporia mediterranea MF3/22, 1382 nucleotides. RefSeq lists its product as uncharacterized. The transcript is spliced from 8 exons. The record is from RefSeq and is a predicted model, not a curated record. Bases 60 to 1274 code for a protein of 404 amino acids. NCBI's taxonomy places the organism in Eukaryota, Fungi, Basidiomycota, Agaricomycetes, Hymenochaetales, Hymenochaetaceae.